GACACUCGUGGAAACUGUCACUCUUAUCAACAGUCAACGGCCGGACCGCGUGCUUGAGCAAGGGAGAACAAAGAGACGGAGAGACAAAAAGAAGAAUUGGACAACGCCCAUCGUCGUCCAGAGUGAAGUCCCUACCACGUCCCCGACCGCGCGUGCAUGUUGGAUCAAACAAAACCUGUUUUCGCGGAGUAGCCUACUAUCGUACUAUCCCCAGCAGAACCCGCAGCCUUCUCCUCUUGAAAUGUGCUGCCUGGACGGAGCAAGGUUAUUGCUGCAGCUUUGCCGCGCCGCGGAAGCGCAUCACCCAACGGAGCGCCGCGCUACGUGAACGAUCCUCUCGCGUGGAAUUCCUCUCCCUUGCCGGCGCACAAGUGUGUGGUGUCUGGUUACAAAGUUAUUGCGACACUUAUAUACCGAAGCCGCUGACGGCUUUGUUAACUCAGCCCCGUCUGAAGAAGAAAAGCUCGAGUUUACGCCGUGUUUGUUUGGACAAAUGUCGAACGGAACGGCAUCCAGCCGCGACGCAGUGAGGUACGCCCCGGCUGCCUUUGACGAGGCCGACGCCGACAGUCAUCCGUACGGAGAGCCACACAAAUUCGAUCCAGAAUUCAAGGGACCACUCAAGAACAGGAGUUGCACGGACAUCAUCUGCCUGUUCCUGUUUGUAUUCUUCCUCGUCGGCUGGGGCAUUGUGGCCUUUUUUGCCUACAGAAAUGGGAAUCCCGAGAGGCUCAUCUAUCCCACGGACAGCCAGGGAAACAUCUGUGGGAAGGCGCCGUUCGAGGACAAAAAGUACCUUUACUUUUUUGACAUCACCAAGUGCUUGCAAAGGGCCUACAAGCCUGGCGAUCUGCUUCCGUCACUCAUUUGUAACACACCUCAGGUGUGCGUAGAACGCUGUCCAAAUGAAACAUUUUCUGUCGAUAAUGCCAAAGGUAACAAGGAUGAAUUGCGAUCGAAGCUCAUCUGCCAGUACGGAGUCGAUCCUUUGGACAAGUCUGUAACGGUUGAUGACCUCGUCAACAAGGACCAGCGCUGUGCUAAGUAUUACCUCAAAAGCAGCAGCGUUGCAAGGAGGUGCCUGCCAGGACGCCUGGUCAAGGAGGGGGACCAGCUGAAAGACGAACUCAACGGUGGCGUCAUUGCUGCUUUUUCGGCCAGCGGGAUUUCGAAGAACACAAAGGUUUUGGCCGGAUUGUCCAGUGCGAAGGAUGCCGGCGAGCUGGCCUUCCAAGACUUCAAGACUGCAUGGCCGCUCAUGCUCAUUGGACUGCUGGCUGCCAUGGUAGUUGCCUUCCUGUGGAUUGUUCUCAUGCGCUGGCUGGCCACCAUCAUGGUUUGGCUGAGCAUCCUCUGCCUGAUUGUGCUGUUCUCCUUUGGCUCAUACUACAGCUUCAGCAAGUACGUGGAGCUGAGGAAGGGCUCGGACAGCAGUGGAGGCAAUCUCGUGCAGGACUUUGACGUCUCGAUCUCCUUCACCCAGAACCUGCGUGCCUACACGGCAAACAAAAACACCUGGCUCUUCCUGGGCAUCGUCUCGGCAGUCAUUUUGCUCAUUCUACUCAUUCUCCUGAUUUUCCUGCGGAAGCGGAUUGUCAUUGCAAUUGCUCUGAUCAAGGAAGCCAGCAGGGCCGUGGCACUGAUGCCAUCUGCUCUGUUCUUCCCACUGCUUCCCUAUCUGCUUCACCUGCUGCUAUUUGUUUUCUGGGGAUCCGUGGCUGUGUACCUCGCGUCUAGCGGCAAGGCGGACUACAAGUACAUGAACAUGACUGCUGGAAAUGAAUCCAUGACCACCAAGGACUGCACCUUCGAGGAUGUGAACAAGACGAGCACGAUCGAUGGACUCAAGUGCCAGUUUGCGCAGUACAUCACGAACCAGCACCUGUCGAGGGCGCAGAUCUACAACGUCAUCGGCCUCAUCUGGGGCAUGUUCUUCAUCGUGGGGCUGGGACAGGUGGCACUGGCGGCCGCCUUCGCCUCCUACUACUGGGCCUUCCGCAAGCCGCAGGACGUGCCUUUCUUCGCCGUGCUCAACGGACUCUGCCUCACCCUCAGGUAUCAUCUGGGUUCUGUUGCUUUUGGCUCCCUGAUUCUGACUAUUGUGAGGUGCAUACGGAUUGUGCUCGAAUAUGUGGACGCCAAGCUGAAGAAAUAUGACAACCAGUUCACAAAAUGCCUGCUCAGAUGUUGCAAGUGCUGCUUUUGGUGCUUGGAAAAAUUCCUCAAGUUCAUCAACAAAAAUGCAUACAUCAUGAUCGCCAUCUACGGGAAGAACUUCUGCACCUCUGCCAAGGAGGCGUUUAAGUUGCUCAUGCGCAACGUGGUGCGGGUGGUCGUGCUCGACAAGGUCACUGACCUGCUGCUCCUCGUUGGCAAGCUCGUCAUCGUCGGCAUUGUCGCCAUUCCCACCUUCUUUGUGUUCACUCGCAAGGUUGACUUUCUGAAUGGACACGUCCCUGAGCUUAACUACUACAUGCUGCCUGUUCUGACGAUUUCAGUGGGUGCCUACAUCAUUGCUUCGAGCUUUUUCAGCGUCUACGGGAUGGCAGUGGACACGCUGUUCCUUUGUUUCCUGGAAGACUGUGAGCGACACGACGGCUCGGAAGAGAAGCCGUACUUCAUGUCCAAGGAGCUCAUGAAGAUUCUCGACAAGAAGAACAAGUUCCAGGACACGACCAACAAAUGAGAGGACCAACAUUUGAGCGUUCCUGCAUUUGUUUGUUUGAAUUGUGUUGCGCACGUGAACUACGUCCACGGCAGGUGACAGAGUUUUCUCACGCGACUGCCGACUCCGAAGGUAUCCAUCAGCUGUUCUCAAUUUACCCUUUUCAUUUUUGUUUUUGGAAUACCUGUGGAAAACACCCGUAUAUACUACAUUCAUUUGCUGGAACGCGUGUGGCCACGAAUGUAUGUUUGGUUGUGUGCCCGUGUCAAUGAUCUUCCGAGUUUUAUGAAUGGAUAAGAGCAGCUUUUUUGUGUUAUCCACAUUGUUGGCUCCCUUCUUUUUUACUUCUUAGAAGAGCCAGGCCAGUUUGUGCUCUCGAAGCAAAGUUCUGUCCCGUGCAACUUUUACCCCCCCAGAGAAUUGUGGCAUUAGUUGUAUCUUGGUAACAUGUACUUCGGUCCUCACUGCCUUCUUAUUAUUUUUGAGUCUGUUUAUAUCAUCGUCAUUUAAGGAAAUGCCAAAGUUCACCGUUCGAAUAAAGUGCAAAGCCUCGCUGUGCUUUAUUUCUUGCCCGA
Molecule: messenger RNA, 3240 nt
Organism: Ixodes scapularis (black-legged tick)
Lineage: Eukaryota; Metazoa; Arthropoda; Arachnida; Ixodida; Ixodidae
Gene: Ctl2
Product: choline transporter-like protein 4
Exons: 21
Coding region: 494-2686 (730 amino acids)
Biological process (GO): transmembrane transport
Cellular component (GO): membrane
Molecular function (GO): transmembrane transporter activity
Source: RefSeq, a predicted model, not a curated record